GUUUUGAGAAAAAACUCAUAUCAGCUGCGUGCCUUCGCCACCUCAUCGAAGGAUCAUUGCUACAGAACCUCCGGUGUUUCCUUUUAUUUUACUCCAAAGUCUCACGAACUACUGGAUGUACAGCUGAAAGAAGAGUGUAAAUUAAUCAACUCAAUUUAAUGAUGGAAAAGAGAAUUGAAGGUAACGAGUUCAGGCUACUGCUCUCGUGCCCCUCCGGUAUUUCCCCUUCUCAGAUGUCCGUGGCUUUUGAACCAUUGUACGAUAGGACUCCGCAUCGAGAUCAUUCACUGGAGAGCUCCAUUUCGGAGGUAUGGGACCAAAGAGUUCAGCAAAGCCCAUCAUUGUUCAAUGGUCUAAAGUUCAGGUAUGGAGGACACACUUUCAGUUCUGUCAGUGAUUCUCAGCAAGAGCCCCAUGUUUGCCUUCAUCUUGGUCUGACGGAUUAUAGGACAUUUGUGGGCACCAACUUAAGUCCUUUGUGGGAAAAAUUUCUUGUUCAAUCUGAAGAUGAUUGUUGGCAGUGUCAGCACACAUCGAGUCCUCUUGGCAAUGGAGCAGUUGUUGAGACGUCUGACAAAAAGAUACUUGUGCUUAGAAGAAGUAAUAAUGUGGGAGAAUUUCCAGGAUAUUUUGUUUUCCCAGGUGGCCACCCAGAGCCCAAUGAGGUCGGAGUGACAUGCCAUAAGAAUGACACAGAGCUGAAUCCCAGUGAGAUAAUAAACAGAAAAGUUUCUCAAGAAAUGUUUGAUAGCAUUGUCCGUGAGGUCGUUGAGGAAACUGGAGUUCCUGCAGUUAAUCUAUCCGCUCCAAUAUUUAUUGGCGUAUCGCAGAGGCUGAUGAAUGUUCGACCAACUGCUUUUUUCUUCAUAAAAUGCAACCUUCAGGUGAAUGAAAUUCAGAAUCUGUACAGCAAUGCGGAAGAUAGUUUUGAAUCGACCCAACUGCUGGCGGUUUCAAUGAGCGAUAUGGAGAGUAUGGCAUAUAAAAUGCCAGGCUGCCAUAGAGGAGGGCUCGAAUUGUACAAAUUAAUGUACAAACCAUGAAAGGAGAACCACAGAUUCAUUUUCUGUAAUGCAGGUGCCCGGGAUCUUUGGCCCGAGUAGUCUUGUGGUUCUGAAGUUAAUGAUCUGGUAAACCUCCGUUGACUUUCCUUAGAGGAUUUAAAUUAAUGACUUAUGAGAACUUAUUAUUCAUGUGUUCGGAAUGCGUUGAACAUCUCCAGAAGGUUACCACAUUCACUUGAACUGGUUUGUUAGAAUGCUUACCUUGAAGGCAAUUGUAACUGUAACAAAGACACAGAGAUACUGAAACAAGCCUUAUUUCUUUGGUCAUUUUUAUGUAGCUUGAAAUCCCUUACCUGGGAGUAUUUAUCUAAAAAAAAUACAAUAAAUAAUCACAAAAGAUACAUUUGUUUGGACCGUUUGGUCUAUAUACAUAUAUCAGUGUUUGUGUGCCUUUUAUGAACUUCUAACCACGCCAGUUCAG
Molecule: messenger RNA, 1485 nt
Organism: Cuscuta epithymum
Lineage: Eukaryota; Viridiplantae; Streptophyta; Magnoliopsida; Solanales; Convolvulaceae
Source: the annotation of a GenBank genome assembly